Molecule: messenger RNA, 979 nt
Organism: Ochotona curzoniae (black-lipped pika)
Lineage: Eukaryota; Metazoa; Chordata; Mammalia; Lagomorpha; Ochotonidae
Gene: FCER1A
Product: Fc fragment of IgE receptor Ia
Exons: 5
Coding region: 38-775 (245 amino acids)
Biological process (GO): cell surface receptor signaling pathway
Molecular function (GO): transmembrane signaling receptor activity
Source: RefSeq, a predicted model, not a curated record
AAAGUCACAGACGUCUUCACCUCAGUUGGCUGCAAAGAUGCCUACAUGCAUAGAAGGAACCACCUUGCUGUGGAUAGUUGCUCUGUUCCUCUCUCCAGAUGGCAUGCUAGCAGUUCUUCUGAAGUCUGUGGUGUCCUUGAAUCCACCAUGGAAUCGAAUAUUUAAAGGAGAGGCUGUUACUCUGAUAUGUAAUGGGGAUAAGACCCUUGAAGACAAUUCCUUUGUGUGGUUUUACAAUGGCACCACUUUAGCACAGAAAACUUCAUAUUUGGACAUCGCGAAUGCCACCACCCAGGACCAAGGAGAAUACCAGUGCCAAAGCCGUGGUUUAAAUAAGAGUGAUCCUGUGUACCUGGAAGUCUUCAGUGAUUGGCUGCUCCUUCAGGUCUCUCCUAAUGUGGUGACAGAGGGUAAGCCCCUGUUCAUCAGAUGCCAUGUUUGGAGGAACUGGGAUGCACGCAAGGUAGUCUUCUAUAAGAAUGGAAUAGGUCUCAAGUACUGGUAUGAGAAUCACAACAUCUCCAUCACAGAAGCCACACCUGAAGAUGCUGGCACUUAUUACUGUAAAGGUACCCUUAAACCACAUAUAUUUGAGUCUGAACGCAUCAACAUCACUGUAAUACAAGCCCACAAAAGCAAGCCCUGGAUGCCACUUUUUAUCCCAUUGCUGGUGAUGACUCUGUUUGCUAUGGACACAGGGCUAUUCAUUUCUACUUGGAAGCAGCUCAGAUUCAUCUUGAAGGUUAAGAAGACCAAGAGGGGCACUAGACUCUGAGACUACGUUAUAAACCAUACCCAUGGAUAAAGCUGAAUUUUUGCCCCUAGCAUCAACAAUUGCUUCAGAAAUGUCAAAUAGGCUUGAUAUCAUUCACAGAAAAGUCUGUUCAAGAAUUUACAGAACUGCUUCAUUGAACUCUCUAUAGCUGGUUAAGUGGCAUGUAACAGUAAGUGCUCAAUAAACUUGACUGGAGACAUGAAA